UGAAAGUAGGUCAUCCCGACCUGUCAUGUGACCCAACAUUCCAUCCGAACAGAACCUCAGAACCACCGGGAGGAGAAGCUCCGGUUCCCGUAGAGGACCGUAGAUUUACCGGUUAACGGGCAGAAAGCUGCAGAAUUAAAUACCAAACAGAGCUCUUUUUAUUUAAAAUUCGUGAAUUUGUUUCAUAUUAAUUUCUCCUGCAGGCUGUGAAAACGUUUUUUAAUCUUUUCUCCGGUUAAAAGUGACAUUUCUCCGGUUCUUUUCACGUACACGGAGCCUGUUACCGGAGGGAGGAGGGGGAGGAGGCUGCCCGGUUUGACGUCACCGCCCUCCACUGUCUCCGGUGCUUCUCUCCGGUGCUUCUCUCCGGUCGGUUCGGUGGAUGCUGGAUCCGGAUCGGUCUGAUCGGUCUCUGCUUCUCCGGUUAAAGGAGGAAAUGUCGCACCGGAUCCCGGCGCCGCUCCAUUCCGGUUUCCUGCCACCGGCGCCGCACGGAGUCCUGAAGUCUCUGCUGGAGAACCCGGUGAAGCUGCCGCAGCAUGACGCGUUCAGCAAGGACCAGGACAAGGAGAAGAAGCUGGAGGAGGAGCGCAGCGCCCCCCAGUCAGCCUUCCUGGGUCCGACGCUCUGGGACAAGACGCUGCCCUAUGAUGGCGACACCUUCCAGCUGGAGUACAUGGACCUGGAGGAGUUCCUGUCCGAGAACGGCAUCCCGUCCAGUCCGUCCCAGCAACACCACGACCAGCACCGCCACAACCAGCGCCAGCCGCCAAUCAUGGUGCCGCCCACGCCGGCCCCGCCCACCGUGGUGGACCUCAGGAACCACGCCUCCACAUCCGCCCACACGACCGUCGUCCCCUCAAACGCCAGAGCAGGCCUCCUGAGCUCCAGGAACACUCCCAGCCCCAUUGAUCCAGACUCCAUCCAGGUCCCGGUGGGCUACGAUCCGGACCCGGCAGACCUGGCUCUGUCCAGCGUUCCGGGUCAGGAGAUGUUCGACCCUCGGAGACGGAAGUUCUCUGCCGACGAACUGAAACCUCAGCCGAUGAUCAAGAAAGCUCGGAAGGUUUUCAUCCCCGAAGACAUGAAGCAGGACGAUAAAUACUGGGCUCGGCGGAGGAAGAACAAUCUGGCAGCGAAGCGGUCCAGAGACGCCCGGCGGCUGAAGGAGAACCAGAUCGCCAUCCGGGCCGGGUUCCUGGAGAAGGAGAACUCGGCGCUCCGCCAGGAGGUGGCCGACCUCCGGAAGGAGCUGGGAAGAACCAAGACGGUUCUGGCCGAGUACGAGGCCCGACACGGACCGCUGUAGGACCAGAAACACUCCACCUCUACACACCAGUAGAACCAGUAGAACCACCAGCCUCAGAUCCACUCACAGCAGCAGAGAUCCAAACACUGGACCAGAACCAAACCGUUGGACUUCAGCUCAGCAGAUCUCAUGAAAACGUCCAAACCUGUCACUGCUUUAACAGUUUUAACUCACUCUUAGUUCAUCUUAAAGUCCUGCAGAACCACAACCACAACCAGAUGAAGAAAUGUGACGCGGUUAGAAACCAGAAAAAAAAACUGAAAAGGCUGAACUUCUAUCACAAAAUUACUCCAAAAUGAUUCAAAAAUUGUUCAAAAUGAAUCAAAACCUUGAUGGAAAUCAGAAAGAAACGGAAACGACAGAAUUUCUCACAAAAUUAGUCCAGAAUGACCCAAAGGUUGUUUAAGGUCAAUCAAAACUUACCAAAAAUUACUUGAAAUUUGCCAAAAAUGACUUAAAAUAGAAACAAAGUCACCUCAGCCGUGUCUCCUGCGCUGUUAUGCUGCCAUAAAUGAGAAAAUGAUGUUCUAUUUCUUUGGUAGUUUGUGUUCCACCGCCUGCAGUUCGUCUGAAAACUCUGUGAAUUUUCACCGUGUCACCGCUGCUCUCAGCUCAGUCACUCAUGUCUGCAUAGUUGCUCCAAAGUACACAGAAUAUUUAGUUUUUAUCAGAAUUUUAUUAGAUCAAACAGUUUAUUUUUACCAGUUUUUUAAAGGAGACGUAGAAAAAAAUGAUUUUAAUCCAUGAUACGUUCAGGGACCAAAGGAAAGUUGGAAAUCUGACUAUUUACUGUGUUUUUCCAGCUUCUGGCUGAUGAGUGAUGUCAUUUUCUAGGAGGUUCUGGUGGAAAUGUUUUCAGUGGCAGAUUAACCCGUGGUUUUACUGGUUUCAGUCACACCUGUGUGGUGUUUCCCGCCUGUUUCCAUGGUAACGGGGGAUUGUACGUGCUGCCAGUGGAGCUGAUUAAACUCAGGUGUUUUCCCAUGAUGCACCUCUUCAUGAAUGUGAUCUGGUCGGCCUUUCUCAGAUUAAUUGUGUUGAUAUUUUAAAUAAAUUAAUUUAACUAUAAUUUUAAUUAUAAACCCUGAAACGCCAAAAAAUCUUUUAUAGCAGCUCAAAAAAAAGUUUAUGAACUUCAGACUGGGAGAGUUUAACCCUCUGAACUCAUUUUUAUUCACCUUAUUUUAAUUUUUCUUCACUAUAGACUAAUUUUCUUUUAAUUUAGGCUCAUUUUUUAAAUUUAUACUCUACUUUGUACUUUACUUUACCGUAAUUUCUUCUGAUUUAAGGUCAAAUUUUCUUCAUUUUUGUUUCAUUUUUCAUAGUUUCAAGUUUUUUUCACUUUAGAUUCAUUUUCUUUCAGUUUAUGCUCAUUUCUCCUCUAUUUCUGCUCAUUUUUCUUCACUUUAGGCUCAUUUUUCUUCAUUUUGUGCACAUUUUUCUUCACUGUGGUUCAUUUUUCAAUCUAAACAAAAGAAAAUGAUCUUUUUUAGAUUAUUUAUCUUGUAAAUGUUUAAUGACACUCGAACCAUUCACCUAUUCCGGAUGUUGAACUGAUUUUAUUUUACUUUACAUUAUUUUCUGUGGAUCUGUGUGAACAACGCCUGUAGUUCAACCACCAAAAAAAAAAGACUUUUUUUUUAGUCGCAGCCGAACCUCCGACGGCUUCACAGCUGCUCCAAACAACAGAGUUUUUAGAUUUUAUUUACAGAAUGUAGUCAAACAAACUGAUUAUUUUUGAAGUGAAACUGAUUCAAUGAAGAGAUUUUUCACUCAUGAUGCAUUCAAGGACUGUCAGAAAGUUGAAAAAUCCAGCACUUCUUUCUGUUUCUACAGUUUCUGGUUCAUAAAUAUUUAUUUUUCUGAUUUGAAGAUAAAAACAACAUGACUUUCAAACCUGCUGGCGGGUUUUUGGAGUUCAGAGGGUUUAAACUAACAAAAACAGAAGAAACAGAGAGUUUUCACUUUUUUCUCACAGGGUGCUUUUACAGAAAUAUAAAAAAAAAAACUUACAUUAAUUUUAGGAAAUGUGACCGUUGAGCUCAGCUGAAUCCUUAAAGGUUUCACAGGAAUGCAGAAUCUUUUCUGUAUCACAGGAUUUUUAUUUCAGCUCAGGUUUGACCAUUUUUAAGUCACACGUGGAAUAAAGUGAUUUUUUUUAUUAAAAAUCUGAAUUUUCAGCUUAAAUGUGAUGAUUUUUCUGAGCAGGACCGUUGGAUUCUUUCAGUUUUUUCUGUUUCUGGCUGAUAAAUGAUGUCAUACAGGCAAUUAUAAAAGGAUUUGGAAGAAUGAAGAAUUAAAUUAUAACAACAAUGUGCAGAUAUUUACCUGUUUUUAAUCCGUUUUUGCUCUCGUCUGCUCUCUGUAAAAACACUGCCUGCAGUUCAUCUGAAAACUCUCUGGAUAUUUAAAAUUCGACUGUUGAUUUCCAGCUCAGAUUUGGCCCAUUUUCCGUCUGAAAUGAGGUUUUUACGGUUUCUGCUUCGUGGAUUUUUGUAGUUUUCUGUAAAAACGACUCGUGUUUCUGACCUGCCGGCAGGUUUUUGGGUUAAACUCUUUGGAACGAGUCGCGAAAACGGAACCAAACAGUCAGAAAAAAACAGAAAACAGACCCAGACAGUCAAAAAAUACUUAAAAAAUGUUCUGUUGAUUCUUUAAAGCUGCUUUAAAACUCCGUUUAUUUCUUUUCUUCCCGCUGGCAGCGAAUGUAACCCUGGAACCAAAACAAAGCAUUUAUUAUAAAUAAAUCUAUAUACGAUAGUUUUACUGUUUCUAUGGACUCGUGUCGUCGUUUUGUACGUUUGUUUCCUGGAUUUUAGACUGAUUUAAAUAAAGUGGGCAUUAACCCUCCGUGGAGCUCCGCCCCCCGACUCACCUGGACAGGUGAGGAGUCUGUACAGCUUAGAACCAACACUUUAUUCCUGUUUCUGUGAUUUUUCUCUUUGAUUCUGUGUUCACAGAUAUUUUCCUGUUUUUUUCCUAAACUCUGUUCAUGAUCAAAAACUGAGAAAUAAAAGUUUGAAUCCA
This is a messenger RNA of Acanthochromis polyacanthus (spiny chromis), 4336 nucleotides long. RefSeq names its product HLF transcription factor, PAR bZIP family member b (gene hlfb). Bases 383 to 1309 code for a protein of 308 amino acids. Lineage: Eukaryota; Metazoa; Chordata; Actinopteri; Pomacentridae. Gene Ontology annotation, cellular component: nucleus. The record is from RefSeq and is a predicted model, not a curated record. The transcript has 4 exons. Gene Ontology annotation, molecular function: RNA polymerase II cis-regulatory region sequence-specific DNA binding; DNA-binding transcription factor activity, RNA polymerase II-specific. Gene Ontology annotation, biological process: regulation of transcription by RNA polymerase II.